AUGCGUAAUGAUACUCAAUCUUCAGAAAAUAAAUAUACAUCAAUGAAGAAAUCUAAUAUUCCAAAAGAUCCUAUGCUUAGAUUAAUACAACUUCAAAUUUGGGCACAGUUAGAUAAUGCUAAAGAAUUAUUCUCAAAAAUGUUUCUAGUAAAUGAAUUACAAUGGUUACUUUGGGCAUUUGGAGAUAGU
Funneliformis mosseae is the source of this 189-nucleotide messenger RNA. The record is from the annotation of a GenBank genome assembly. NCBI's taxonomy places the organism in Eukaryota, Fungi, Glomeromycota, Glomeromycetes, Glomerales, Glomeraceae.